UCUUCUUUAGUACUUUCCGUUUCUUUCUCUUACAAAUACAAGUAGACAUCAUUUAGUUUUCUUCACCUUCGAGCUCGAUCCGAUCGAGCUAGCUAGCUAGCAGCUAUCUCCCAUGGCUCCGGCUUCUUUCAACCAAAACUCAAAGACUGUUUGCGUAAUGGAUGCCUCCGGCCGCCUUGGCUCCGCCCUCGUGCAACACCUCUUGCAUAGAGGCUACACUGUCCACGCUGCUGUCCAAAACCAUGGUGAGUUGCAAUCUUUUGAAGAUCGUGAUCGGUUGUCUUGUGAGCAUAAGAAAUUAAAGGUUUUUCAUUCGGACCAUCUGGAGUACCACAGCAUAAUGGAUGCCUUGAAGGGAUGCUCCGGCUUGUUCUACACUUUUGAGCCUCCGCCGGACCAGCCCACCUAUGAUGAAUUCAUGGCAGAGGUGGAGAUUAGGGCAGCUCAUAAUGUGUUGGAGGCGUGCGCCCAAACAGACACCAUAGAAAAGGUUGUCUUUACGUCCUCCGUCACGGCUGUUAUCUGGAGAGACGGCCGUAAUACGAUGUCGUCUGAUUUUGAUGAGAGACAUUGGAGCGACAUAAAUCUCUGUAAAAAAUACAAGCUGUGGCAUGCUCUAUCGAAAACCCUAGCCGAGAAGACAGCAUGGGCCCUAGCCAUGGACCGAGGGGUGAACAUGGUGUCCAUAAACGGAGGGCUCUUGAUGGGUCCUGAUCUAACAAUCACAGACCCGUAUUUGAAAGGAGCGGCUGAGAUGUACACAGAUGGUGUAUUCGUUACUGUGGAUCUCAAGUUCAUCGUAGACGCGCACAUCUCCGUCUUUGAAGACGUAUCAUCUCACGGACGAUAUCUUUGCUUCAACCACGUCAUCGAUUGCAACAAAGAUGCCGUUAAGCUUGCCCACAUGUUACUGCCACCCUCUGAAGCUUCACCUCCUCAAAGUUUGGAGGAUACAAGAGUCUACCAACAGAGGAUAAGCAACAAAAAGCUUCAAAAAUUAACGGCGGAUUCGUGAUAGUGGACUAAUUGAUCUACAACCCCACCAUGCAAAUGUUAUCUCUCCACACGUAGGAACUACAAGAUCACCUCAAGGACGCCCUGGCAUCCGAGGGUUGCAAACCGACUAUAAAACCCUGUUCAAUAAGUUGAACAUUCUUCCUUUUUUUCUUUUUCUUUCGUUUUACAAAAAUUUUAUGCUCAAUCAGGUUCAUUUCAAUUUCAACCCCAAUCUCAUUAAAGCAGAAAGAUUAUGUAUUCCAA
This is a messenger RNA of Alnus glutinosa, 1260 nucleotides long. Its product is annotated as cinnamoyl-CoA reductase-like SNL6. The record is from RefSeq and is a predicted model, not a curated record. The transcript is spliced from 5 exons. Gene Ontology annotation, biological process: steroid biosynthetic process. Gene Ontology annotation, molecular function: 3-beta-hydroxy-Delta5-steroid dehydrogenase (NAD+) activity. Bases 113 to 1015 code for a protein of 300 amino acids. NCBI's taxonomy places the organism in Eukaryota, Viridiplantae, Streptophyta, Magnoliopsida, Fagales, Betulaceae.